Molecule: messenger RNA, 396 nt
Organism: Fusarium proliferatum ET1
Lineage: Eukaryota; Fungi; Ascomycota; Sordariomycetes; Hypocreales; Nectriaceae
Product: putative TVP15 Tlg2-Vesicle Protein
Exons: 5
Coding region: 1-396 (131 amino acids)
Biological process (GO): vesicle-mediated transport
Cellular component (GO): Golgi membrane
Source: RefSeq, a predicted model, not a curated record
AUGGAGCUCUCUGACAUCUUCCGCAUUGUCAACUUGGCUGUUGGUGUUAUCACCGUCCUCGGUGGUAUCGCGUCCAUCUUCCAUCUCGGCCUUCAACCCAUUGUUGUCGGCGCUUACAUGAUCGUCUUUGGUCUCGUCAUUGCUCUGCUCGAGUUUCAGAUCCCUCCCCAGGUCUCCCGACAUGCCUCGUUCAUGUUCUCUUUCAUCGGCCGUGGUGUCUUCUACGUCUUCAUUGGCUGCCUUCUGUUGGGCAACUUCAUCCUCAGCAAGAUUGCUGGUAGCAUCAUCGGUAUCGUCGGUCUCGGCUACAUCGCCCUCGAGUUCAUCCCCUCCAUCGAGCCCCCCAGCAACAUGCGCGAGGCCGAAGAUGCCGGCUGGGGCGCCGAGCAGGUCUAG